AGACUUGGUCGAUUCUUUCAUUGGAAAGAAGUGUGUAUAUUUUUCUGUAUCAAAAAAGUCAAAUCUCUUGAAAAGAAAAUAUUUGUGUAUAUCUUUAGAAAUGAAAGUAUUUAUUGCUUAUUUUUUGUGAAUCAAUACAAAAAAAAUUGUAUAAUAAAUUUCAUUUCUCGUUAGUGUUCAUUGGUGGGUUGUCGCGUAAACUUUAUUAACCUCAAAUUUUAAUCUCAAAAUUGAAAUUCGGAAAAUUCAAUAAGCUAAUUAAAUUAAAAAACGCAUUUCUUUACAAUUGCAAUCGUAUUAUUAAGCAUUAAGAAAGGAAGAUAUUAAUUAUUUGUAGUAAAUAACGGUCGAGAUUUCGACCAGAUUACCCCGAAACACCGAUGACGAGAAUGAGUUCGCAGCAAAGUCCAGCCGCGUUACAAUCGACGGUGGAUCGUGAAAAAGUUUAUACUUGGAUAAUUGAAUUGUCUAAUUCAGAAACGAGAGAAAAUGCAUUAUUAGAACUUAGUAAAAAACGAGAAGUGGUACCGGAUUUAGCUCCAAUGCUAUGGCAUUCAUUUGGAACUAUAGCGUCGCUACUUCAAGAGAUAAUAAAUAUUUAUCCUGCUAUUAAUCCAGCUACAUUGACUGCAUAUCAGAGUAAUCGAGUAUGUAAUGCAUUAGCUUUAUUGCAAUGUGUUGCCAGUCAUCCGGAAACUAGAUCAUCAUUUCUUCAAGCCCAUGUACCAUUGUUUUUAUAUCCAUUUUUGCAUACAGUCAGCAAAACGCGUCCAUUCGAAUAUCUCCGGUUAACGAGUUUGGGAGUAAUAGGAGCUUUGGUAAAAACAGAUGAACAAGAGGUGAUCACAUUUUUACUCACUACGGAAAUCAUUCCGCUUUGUUUACGCAUCAUGGAAAGUGGUUCAGAGCUGAGCAAGACAGUAGCUACGUUUAUUCUACAAAAGAUUCUACUCGAUGAUAGUGGUCUUUCAUACAUAUGUCAAACGUAUGACCGAUUCAGUCAUGUUGCAAUGAUUUUAGGAAAAAUGGUAUUGUCCUUGGCCAAAGAUCCUUCAGCCAGAUUGUUGAAACAUGUAGUUAGAUGUUAUCUCAGAUUAUCAGAUAAUCCAAGAGCAUUGUUAGCGCUCAGACAAUGUUUGCCAGAUCAACUUAGAGAUAAUACAUUUGCAACAUGUUUGCAAGAGGACGCAUCUACUAAACAUUGGUUAAAUCAACUUUUGAAGAAUUUAGAAACUGGUCCACAACCGGGACCUCCAGCGCAACCAGGUCAACAAGAUCCUAGGACUAUUGGCAUGUCACCUCUUGCUUCUUAAACCGUAUACUUUCUUAUAUUCAAAAGAAAUACGAAAUUGAAAAGACAAGAGUUCAACAAAUUGAUUUUAUGGAUUGAAGGGCGAUCAAUGUGUGAUCGUAAGUUAAUAGACGAAAUGCCGUAUUUUUGAUCAUGAAAAUAGAAAUGAAUGCACAGUUUCACGAGAGUGAAUUAUGCAUUAUACUACACAUGACAACGGUGGUGAUAGUAGCGAUGAUAUCGAUGAUGUUUACAAUUAGCUAAAGAAAUGAUCAAAUGUUUAUUCAUGGAAGAAAAGGAAGAGAGAAACAUUUGAUAUUUGUAAGAUGCAGAUUUGAUAAUUUCUAAAUAGAACGAACGUGCGUAUUAUAUAAACGUGGGAAUCGUUUCUAUGUUCUUCUGUGUAUCUUUUUUCCUGCUCUUUUUUCUUCUUUUCUUCGUCUUUUUUAUUACAUUUUUCCUAUUUUAGUAAAUGUUCUCUUUGUAAUUAUUCUUUGUACAAAGUUUGUAAAUUGAAAAUACAAGAAAAUAUAUGUGUGCGCGCGCGUGGGCAUAUUAUAUGUAUAUUAUGCGUACAUACAUAUACAUGUAUAAUAUACGUAUAUAUGCACACAUGCACAGAUGUCUGUACAUAUA
Molecule: messenger RNA, 1927 nt
Organism: Apis cerana (Asiatic honeybee)
Lineage: Eukaryota; Metazoa; Arthropoda; Insecta; Hymenoptera; Apidae
Gene: Rcd-1
Product: Required for cell differentiation 1
Biological process (GO): mRNA catabolic process
Cellular component (GO): CCR4-NOT complex
Source: RefSeq, a predicted model, not a curated record